Molecule: messenger RNA, 237 nt
Organism: Balearica regulorum gibbericeps (East African grey crowned-crane)
Lineage: Eukaryota; Metazoa; Chordata; Aves; Gruiformes; Gruidae
Source: RefSeq, a predicted model, not a curated record
GUCCCGCUCAAGAAGGAGAAAACACAUUUCACUGUCCGGCUGACGGAGCUGAAACCCGCUGAUAAGGUGAAGCUGAUCAAGGAGGUGAAGAACUUUGUCCCGGGAGUGAACCUCGUGCAGGCAAAGAAGCUGGUGGAGUCCCUUCCGCAGGAGAUCAAGGCUAACGCUUCCAAGGAGGAAGCAGAGAAGAUCAAAGCAGCACUGGAGGCAGCAGGAGGGACUGUGGUUCUGGAGUAA